This is a messenger RNA of Danaus chrysippus (African queen), 2550 nucleotides long. NCBI's taxonomy places the organism in Eukaryota, Metazoa, Arthropoda, Insecta, Lepidoptera, Nymphalidae. The record is from the annotation of a GenBank genome assembly.
AUGCACUUAUUUCUUCAACGGUCCGUGCACUGCAUGAUUGCGGUCGUGCGAUCCCGUCUUCGUGCUCAGUGGUGGCUACCAACAGUCCUGAUAGUGACUAUUGUUCAAGGCACACGUGGUCAGUGCCCAUGGAUGGAAAACCCAGAUUUACAAGCGACCUGUGUGUGUGCUUUCAAUUUAGCCAGACAACUCUCAGUGCAAUGUGACCAGGUAGAUUUUCCGAUGCUACUAUCAGCAUUAAAUUCUAGCGCUGGAAAAAUUUCUAUAGACUUGCUAUACAUAAACAAUGCGACAAUAUCAUCACUAACUAGUGAUAUGUUUAGAAAUUUAGCCAUUUACAAUCUACAAAUAUCAGGCUGCAAGCUGAGGAAGAUUGAAAGCAAUGCCUUUAACGGUCAAGGCCAGUACUUAAAGAAUUUGAAUCUACAAGACAAUGAAUUAUCGGAGGUGCCUGUAAAAGCACUUAGAAUAUUGACAAACUUAUCUCUGUUAGAUCUAUCAAAAAACAAGAUAACUUUAAUAGAAAACUACUCGUUUUCUACCCUUCAAGAAUUAACAACUUUAAAAUUAUCCGAUAAUAAUGUAACACUAGCACCGCAAGCCUUGGCUGGUUUGGAAAAUUCUCUUAAGAAUCUUAAUUUAAAAGGAACCAGACAGAAAACUGUUCCGGAAUGUAUACGAGGUCUACGAAGUCUUGCCUUUCUUGACCUGUCACAGAACAGUAUUCGAGAAUUACCAGGCCCCGACGGCCCUCAAACUUUUGAAGGAUUAGAUUCUCUUACGGCUCUCAAUUUGGAACGAAAUUUACUUGUAAAUUUAAAACAUGGAGCAUUUUUACAAAUCAAAAACACGCUGAGCUCUUUAAGUUUACUAAAUAACCUUUUACCAGAAUAUCCGACAGAAGCAAUAUCCGUCUUAUCAGAGUUGAGAGUGCUUGAUAUAGGAUUUAAUUUACUUAACAAGAUACCUUCAGAUGCCUUUUUAAGGAAUCCGUCAAUAACCUUACUGGCAUUAGAUGGCAAUCCACUACCGACUGUACCAGAAAAGGCUUUGGCUCACCUCAAUUCUACAUUGAGAGGUCUUAGUCUUGGGGGCAGAUUCUUGAACUGUGAUUGCAAAUUACGAUGGAUUAUAGAAUGGAUUCGGAAUGGCGAACUACAAGUGACUUCACGCGAGAGAAAUCCCCAAUUCUGUGGGAAUCCACCAGCAUUCCGAGAUCGUGGUUUCUAUAGUUUUGAGCCGAAUGAGUUAGUAUGUGAUCAUGAUGUAACUGAAAUAGUUCCAACAACUUUCAAGCAUGAUAUAAGUUACACGACAACGUCGCCGGUUACAACAGCACAAGCAACUACUCCUGCAUCAACUACCUUUAAUGUGCCUUCGAACAGUGAAAUUCAUGAGUCAUCAACAAUUAAAUCUUCUAGCACAACUCCAGUAACUACUACUUCGAGUAAACCUAGUCGCAACCCAGCAGUACGCCCGGCUGGGCCAAAUUGGAGACAUGCACCAAAUCAAAGACCACCAUUGGUCAUGAAUUUCCCACAACAGAAACCAAUUAUAGAUGACUCUAACGAAGUUAAAGUAAAAAAUGCUUACAGACAGGAUAACUCUGUUAUAAUUCAAUGGGAUUCAGAUGUUGCAAAUAUUCUCGGAUUUCGGGUUGUGUAUCGUUUAUUUGGAGAUAAAAGUUUCAAACAAGGACCACCACUUGAAGCUAGCGAAAGAGAAUUCAAAAUUAAAAAUGUUCCAUCUCAGGAAUGCAUUGUUGUUUGCGUUAUUUCUUUAGAAGAAAUACACAUAAGCCCAGAGACUGUGCCUUACACACAGUGUAGAGAAGUGCGCACGGUAUCUGCAGCUGCUACAAAUAUGGAUAAAAUCACUAUAGCAGCCAGUGCAGCAAUAUGUGGCACCAUCGUUGUAGCUGUUCUUGUCUUCGCGGCUGCAUCACGUCGUCGUUCAAGAACCGUUCACCGCUUACACUCACAACUUCCCGAAAAAGUACCAAACUCAUGCUGUGGUGGACUCGCUGGCACUCCGAGUCCAAGUGGCCCGUUAUCUUCUCUUGCUACAAUAGGUGCUUUUGGUAAACAGCGCGAAUGGGAUCAAGUGUCAGCGUAUAGCGCGCGAUCAAUACCUCGUGCACGAUCUUACACCGAACCUCCACCUCCAGAAACACUACCGGGUAGGCCUGGAAGGGCCAGAUCUCUUGCAGAUGGUCAGUCACAACACAGCUACUCUGCCCGCUAUGGAGCUUCAGGAUACCCAACGAGUUUAUUAGGAUCACGAACUGAUCUACGCCAAUCACGACAGUCUUUAGGAGGAGCUUCUGAAAGGGCGUCCCGUUUAUCCUUAAGCGGAGCAGCGGGUGGAGCUACAAGCGGUACAUCAGGGUCUAGACGGAGACCAAGAUCUCGCUCACGACCAGCCAGUCGCUAUAGCGUUGGUUCUAUUGGAAUGGGUUACUGUGAUACUUCAGAUAAUUGGACUGAUCACGAUAUGGAUAUAUACAUGACCCGUAAUGCAACUGCCAGAGGUGGUUUAGUGCCCUUAUAG